Molecule: messenger RNA, 360 nt
Organism: Vigna angularis (adzuki bean)
Lineage: Eukaryota; Viridiplantae; Streptophyta; Magnoliopsida; Fabales; Fabaceae
Exons: 1
Coding region: 1-360 (119 amino acids)
Source: RefSeq, a predicted model, not a curated record
AUGGAGUGGAACGAGACCGCACUCGGAGAAGGCGAUGUCACCGGUGGAGCGGUCGGGGACGAGGCCGCAGUCGGAGUAGAUGAUGCCGCCGGUGGAAUGGUCGAGAACGAGACUGGACGACGCGAGAAAGCGAUGGAGGGAGAGGGAGGGAGGGAGUCAGAUCUGGAGGAAGAAGGAAAGGAGGGAGAGCGAGGGAGCGAGGGUGGGAGUCGGAUCUGGAAGAGGGAGGGAGGGAGUCUCUGGAGGAAGAAGGAAAGGAGGGAGAGCGAGGGAGCGAGAGUGGGAGUCGGAUCUGGAAGAGGGAGGGAGUCUCUGGAGGAAGAAGGAAAGGAGGGAGAGCGAGGGAGCGAGAGUGGUUAA